AUGACAGAAAGACAUCUCUCGAUCACAACGCAGAUCGCGACUCCUAUACAAGCCUCGCUCAAUUCUGCCGUGCUAUUCUCAGCAAACGAUGCGCCUCUCGUCGUCGCCGAGUCGGUAGACGAGGAGCCUUACACGAUCAAGUGUAUCUGCGACUAUAACGACGACGAUGGAAACACGAUAUACUGCGAGACGUGCGACACAUGGCAGCACAUUGAAUGUUUCUAUCCAGGGCGCGUUGACGAUGCGUCGAAACCAGACUUUGAUCACUCUUGUACCGAUUGCAAACCUCGAAUUCUCGAUGGGCGCUUUGCGACCGAGCGUCAGCGAGACCAGCGGCAGAACAAGACAGUCAACGAAAACGGUGAUAGAAAGGCGAAACGCCCGCCGUCGAAAAGCCACAAAAAGAAACCUAAGCCUUCCGAGUUACAGGUAAAUGGCAUUGGUGAGCAAGACGGCCACAAGAAUGGCAGUCCUCAAGAUCAUCACCCACCCACGAAGAAAGCGAAGGGCCACCGGUCCACCCACUCGAUCAACUCCCAAGCCAAACGUUCUCCCCCUCUACAUCAGCGUCCGAAUAAUCACAUUCAUCCUCCAAGCCCUGCCCACACACCGCCGGACCUACCCCACGACUUCCAAUUUCAUUCCUACUCGGACCACUUCUUAAGACUUUACGACAACGAAGACGCAGUUAAAACGGAUCUCGAUGGAAAUUCUAUGGCCAAUCUGUCCGUCACAAAUUCGUUGUCUUCUUGGCUUCGUGACCCGGAGAGUUUACAAAAAGACACUGGAAUACGGGAUAAGGAUGAGGUGUUUCAGAAUCUCAAGAUCGACAACAUCAAAAACCUCAAAUGGCCAGCGUUGAAGGUCGAGAAGAAGUAUGCUACAAUCAAUGACACGCCUGUCUCCUGGCGGCUCUUGACCACUCCCACCGCCCUUUCCCAAGCGGGUCGCAUUGGGGAACUGUUUGGCCUCGUUGGCUUUCAGAAAGAUUAUUGUGAGGAUCCCGAAAAUGGCUGGAAAGAUACCGUCCAUCCAAAACCCUUUGUGUUUUUUCAUCCGCGAUUACCUCUUUGUCUGGAUACGCGGCUGUCAGGAUCCAUCAUGAGAUAUACACGGCGUAGCUGCAGAGCAAACACAACCCUGGAGACCUUCAUUUUCAACAACGCCGAGUAUCACUUCUGGCUUGUCAGCGAAAGGCCUCUUACAGCCAAUGAGCAGAUAACCUUGCCCUGGGAUUUCCGGUUUCCAACGAAUGUGCGUUCGCGUUAUCUUCAUUUGCUGAACCUGGGGGAAGAAGACGGGUUGCCUUUCGAUGGCUCAAGUAUUAGCGACAUAGAGUACGAACAACUCACCGUCAUCAUUGACUUAGUACUCUCGGAACAUGGCGGUUGCGCCUGCGACCUUGGAAACGACUGUGCUUUUGUUCGAUUUCACAGGAAUUACAACGGAAGAUCGCAGCCGCAGUCGAAUGGAGGCAAAGCGAAGAAGGGCCGUAAGACUAAACAGAACCACGUCUCGCCCACCAGCACGGGUCAAGCUACCAACAGCAGAGCUGCAAGUGAAGGCCAGCAUGAGAAUGGCGACGACGAUGACAGCCGUUCAAUAUCAGGUUCUUCCCGCGGCAAACCCCACAGUCGAGAUUUGACGCCUUUGCAUGGCGUCAGUGAGUCCAAUGGCGCCAACCUGGACGCAUCGGAUCGCGAGAAACGGAAGCUUGCUAUGCUCGAGGACACGUUUCGCAAGAUGGAGCAAGGACCGCCUCGGAAGAAGAAACGGCCAUCUGACGGACCUGGUACGAACUCCGGCACAACACAAUCUUCUCAGAAGCAAAGACAACGAUCAGUUGUAGCUCGACCGUCUAUUUCGCAUUCGGCUGAAAAUGGCACCACUACAUCCCGAGGACGACAAUAUGUGGAUGCUAGUACUUCGAGGCGGCAGUCAGGGUCUCCCAAUAGUGCUACGUCUCCGACAGCAGUACUGCCAUCCACCAGUAACCAAACUCCACGAAAUGUGUCAUCCAACAGCGGCCAAGGGCCAUCGACACCUUCAAAGUGUGCUUAUACGGACUCCUCGGCCCAGACCGAUGAUGUGGAAGAUGCCUGGUGGAAAGAGUGUAAACCACGGACUAAGAGAAGGAUAAUCUCCCUCGGCCAGCGCUUGCUCAAGAACCGCCACAAGAUUCAGAUUCAUCAAGAGAAACAAAUGGAGCUACAAAUGGCAUAUGCGAUUGGUCGAGCUGAAAACGACUCUUCUCCUCUACUCACGAUGGAUUCCGGUGCACACAAUGAUGAGCAUUCCGGUGAGUCCCCGGUCGACUCCAAAGGUCGGCAUAUGAGCGUCUCUUCUUCUACGCCUUCGGUUGAUGCAGCCAUUUCAACAGAUGUAAAUAUGACUGAUGCUCCCACGAUUACGAUAAGCAAUUCAAUAAAACCUCCACCUCCACCAUGGCCGGGUCAGGUAAACACCGUUACGGCGCGUGCGCCUUCACCAAAUCAGCGGUCACCAGAGCUGAGGGUUCAAUUACCGCCUUCUCCGAGCUUCACUACCCAAACCAUCUCCGGGUCAAUGUCAGGUUCAGUCACUCCAUCUUCCGCGUCAGCAAUGGCACAGUCUCCCUUUGGCUCAUUACAUUUUCCAAUCGCAUUUUCAUCCUCGUCGGGCAACGGUGUGGCUCAGCAUCCCAGUCCAGUCAAGACCAAGAAAAUGAGUUUAAGCGAUUAUAAGGCUGCUAGGCUGAGGAAAAACGACACUGCUCACAGUGCCAACAAAUCACAAGGUGGCAGCAGCCCUACAAUACCACCAGCUGUACUGAAGCCUUCGCUGUCCACAAUCGAAGAGGCCAAAGCCAAUGGUUUCUUAGAAGGAUCGGCGCUAGUGGAAACUCCUACGGAAAAGGCCAUUGACCCAAUGACAAAUGCGACACUACCAUCAGAAUUUACCCACAAGGUUAAUGGGCCACCUCAGUUACUGAAUGGCACUUUGUAA
Glarea lozoyensis ATCC 20868 is the source of this 2985-nucleotide messenger RNA. RefSeq names its product FYVE/PHD zinc finger. The transcript has a single exon. The record is from RefSeq and is a predicted model, not a curated record. Gene Ontology annotation, molecular function: protein binding. NCBI's taxonomy places the organism in Eukaryota, Fungi, Ascomycota, Leotiomycetes, Helotiales, Helotiaceae. The coding region runs from base 1 to 2985 and encodes 994 amino acids.